AUGACGGACCCACCACCGGGAGGGCCCGAACCCCCUCCCACAAACACACAAGAAACCACCGCCAGCUUCACGGACGACGAUCUCGAAGCCAGUACCACCGCUGGAACCAGAAGGAGAACCCGAAAGAGAGAUGCGUUUGCUCCAUCGGACCCCGCCGGCCGAAUCACCACCAAGGAGGUGUGGAAAUUGAUCGGCACGCUGAAGGACGUGAUCCGACACCAAACCGCAGCCAUCACAGCCACGCAAAACGAACUCCAGGAGAUCAAACACAACCAAAAUGUGCUCCAAGAACAAAACGAAAAGCUUCAUGAGGAAGUGAGAGCCUUGCGAGCGCAGGUCGAAAAUACCCAGGCCGUGACUGCGACCAAGACGUGGGCCGCAGUCGCAGCCAGCAGCGGUGAGACCACCGCCCCCUCGCGGAAUCACCAGCAAUUCGAGAAAGAGCAAAACUGCAUCCGAAUCAGCACUCAGAGAACAUUCGUCGAUCCAAGAGACAAUGAGAACAACGCCGAUAACGAAUUUGGGCGAUACCUCCCCACCAACACCGCCAACGCCCACAUCCGCGCAGCAUUACAGAGCGAUACUGCGACCCAAGACGCCCAGGUAGCUGGUGUUGGUACCACCAAAACCGGUUACCUUAUCAGGUUCAAGAAUGCGGAGUCGGCCGAAGCGGCGCGCAAUAACACCGAAUGGCUACAGAGUCUGGGCAACAACACUAAGCUGGUCAAACCACGGUUCGGGGUAGUGGUGCACCGCACUCCUACUCAAGAGUUUGACCUAGAAGCAGGAGCCAUCCAGGCCGCAGAGAAGAUCAUAAGAGAGAACGAUCUGGCGGAACACGGUUUCCACAUCGAAGAGCUAGCCUGGAUGAAGGCCAAGGACAAGGCCUUAGGGAAGUUCGCAUCGCUGGGAGUCUGGUUCGACUCUGCCGAAGGGGCAGAACACAUGCUUCGCAAUGGAUUUAUUGUCAGCGAGCACUAUAUCCCCCAUGUGGAACGCCGCGAGAUCAAGAAAAAGAGAUGCUUUCGAUGCCAACGCUUCGGGCACUUGGCAUGGUCGUGCAAGGAAACACCGCGAUGUGGACACUGCGCAGGGCAACACGAACGCGAGCGCUGCCCACCAGGAAUGCUAGAGAGAAAUCUCCGCAUCCUACAGUUGAACAUGAUGAAAAAUGGACCGAGAAUGGAAGCACUGAUCAACGAUCCUCAAAGCCAAGACCUGGAUGUCCUUCUGAUCCAGGAGCCCUCCAUCACUACGUAUCGCACACAUGUCAACCACAGCGCCUGGAGACUAUAUCGACCUACGACACAGCUCGAUGUUGCCCGGUACCGCAGCCUGAUCUACGUCAACAGAAGAGUCUCCACAUCCUCCCACCGCCAAAUACCAUGCGACCACCCAGAUGUUGCAGCCAUCAAGAUCUGGACAGCUAACUCUCAAAUGCUUAUCUUUUCUAUCUACAUACCGCCCGUACCGCUUUUCACCGGCAAUGAUGCAUCGGCAUUACCCGCCUUCACUGCAAUCCAAAGCUCCAUCGCCGCGACUACACAAGAUGAGCCACGGUCAACCGCCAUCGUUGUGUCAGGCGACUUCAAUCGACACCAUCCGAUGUGGGGCGGCAACCACAUUGCGCCUAGGUUUAUCGAAGACGCCAGCGACCUAAUCGACUUCUUCCAAGCCCACAGUCUCCAGAGCUGCCUCCCCCGAGGCACGGCAACCUACUGGGCCCUCAACAACCCGGGACAGAACUCGACCAUCGAUCAAACAGCAACAGACCGCCCGGACCUGCUAAUCAAAUGCCACCUAUACCACGAGAACUACGGAUCGGAUCACCGCGCGACAUACUCGGAAUGGAACCUGCAACCCCAGACGAAACCGAAGACCAGGGCAAGGAAGGCCUACGAGCGAGCGGACUGGACCAAAAUCGGCGAGGAAAUAAUCCGGCAGAUGGGCCCAUGGAGUGACAUUAAGACGCGGCCAACACUUGACAGGAUUGUGGAAAAACUCACGUCCACCACGGCACAGACAGUCGACCGGUUCACACCCGACGCACGCCCAACGCCAUACUCCAAAAGAUGGUUCACCCCGGAUCUCAAAGUGCAACAAGUAGAAGUCAACCAGCUACGCAGGAAAUGGCAAGCGAACUGCGCAGAGCUCGGACGAGAACACGCUCGGACCCAGUCUGCCUUCCAGGCUAUGCAACAGAAACGUCGAGCAUGGACUCGAACCAUCGAAAAAGUGAAAGCUACGCACUGGAAACAGUUUCUGGACGAGGCAGGCGAGGGGAAGCUCUGGAAAGCCGCGACGUACAUGAAACCCCGGGAAACAUGGGGCUGCAUCCCGACACUGCAAGUGGGUUUGGAGGAAAUCACUCGGAACGAAGACAAAGCGAAAGCGUUUCUCGACACGUUCUUCCCUGCCAUGAAUACACCAGAGCCCGGCCCGCCAACCUCGCCACACCCGGAGCUUCCGUGGCCCCCGAUCACGGAACUAGAGAUUGAACGAGCGCUGAGGUCCGCGAAAGGGACGACAGCGCCAGGCGAGGACAACCUUCCGAUGCUGGUUUGGAAAAACCUAUGGGUACACCUAAAAGCCGUGAUUGUACGUAUCUUCACGGCAUGUGUAGAUCUAGGACACCACCCCAAACAAUGGCGAAGUGCGAAAAUCGUAGUUUUACGAAAACCGGGAAAACCAGACUACUCAGUGCCAGGCGCGUAUCGCCCGAUAUCACUUUUGAACACACUCGGCAAGGUCCUGGAAGCAGUGAUGGCCCGGCGGCUGUCUUACCUCGCAGAGAAACACGGCCUGCUCCCGAACAGCCAGUUUGGAGGGCGACCGGGCAGGACCACAGAGCAAGCCUUACUGGUGCUAUCUAAUGCGAUCGACAAAGCAUGGUACAGACAUAACGUGGUGACACUGAUCUCAUUCGACCUCAAGGGCGCUUUCAACGGGGUGAACUGGGUAAGUCUGGAUGCCUCGCUACAGGCAAGAGGGAUCCCAAUGGCAGCAAGGAAAUGGAUUGCCAGCUUCAUGGGUGAUCGACACGCCAACAUUGGAUUUGACGACUUCCGAACCAAGUCAGAACCCCUCGCGAACGCAGGCCUAGCGCAAGGAUCACCACUCUCUCCCAUCUUGUUCGCCUUUUUCAACGCCGACCUGGUUGACCAGCCCGUCGAUCCCCACGGAGGCGCAUCGGCCUUCAUAGACGACUACUUCCGAUGGCGAGUGGGCUAUUCAGCCGAGGAAAACCUAGCCAAAAUCCAGUCCGAGGAUCUUCCCCGCAUCGAGGAAUGGGCACGCCGAACCGGAUCCCGUUUUGCAGCAGAGAAAACCGAGCUCAUCCACCUAACCAGGAGAAAAGGAGAGCACUCAGUGGGAAAAGUCACAUUCAAUAGAACCGACAUCAAGCCAUCGUCAACGGCCAAGCUGUUAGGAGUGGUGUUCGACCACGGGCUCCGCUGGAAGGAACACGUCCAGCAGGCCAUCAAACGCGCCACCAAGACAGCUAUUGCCUUAAAUGGACUACGACACUUGCGGCCGGAGCAAAUGCGACAACUCUACCAAUCAUGUGUCACACCCACCCUAGACUAUGCAUCGACGGUCUGGCACGACCCGCUCCGAGACAAGACCCAUCUCCGCCACUUGAACACCGUACAGCGAGCCGUACUAGUCCGAGUCCUAUCAGCAUUUCGAACAGUAGCGACAGUAACGUUGGAAGUGGAAGCCCACAUCCUCCCCACUCACCUCCGUCUCCGACACCGAGCGCAACGCACCAUCGCGAGAUUACACACUCUACCACGCGACCACCCAAUCUGGAGUGCACUGUCACGCGCCCAGAAUCGUAGAAACAACGUGGGAUCAUACGCGCGCUUCCCUUUAGCGGAGGCGAUGAAGACCAUGGACGUCGACCGGCUCAACGAACUAGAGACGAUCGACCCACGCCCGCUGCCACCGUGGCGAACGAAUGCUUUCGCUGAAAUCGAACUCGAGCGUGAUCGAGAGACAGCGAGAGAAAGGGCGGAGUCCACGAGAGCGACAUCCGACGUUGUUGUCUACUCGGACGCGUCCGGGCGUGAGGGCCACCUGGGAGCGGCUAUUGUCACGCUCAAUAGUGACGAAAAGGUGAUGGAAUUCCGCCAGGUACAGGUGGGCCCGAUGGACCGCUGGUCGGUUCACGCGGCAGAGCUUAUUGGCAUCUUCUACGCGGUGGAUAUGGUGUUCAAGCUGGUCCAUCAACGCACCGACCGGGAGGACGGACCUGUGUCAACAGCAACAAUCCUAUGCGACAGCAGAUCAGCCCUACAAGCAAUCGAGAACCCACGUAAUAGAUCGGGGCAACGCAUCGUCCACGCAAUCACACAAGCGGCCUCCGAGGUGCAGGCAGCGAAUGUCAAGCUCCGCCUCCAGUGGGUGCCAGGACAUUGUGAGAAUGCCGGAAAUGAUACAGCGGAUCGACUCGCGAAGGAAGCCGCGCAGCCCGGUAAAACCCAUCCCUUCCGACCGCUACUAUCGAGAGAACAUGCGUUGGUCCGCAGCACUGUUCACGCCCAGUGGGAGCAGGAGUGGAAGACAAGCACCAAAGGUUCCCACCUACGGAAGAUAGACAGCGGCUUACCCGCGCGGUACACGAGAAAGCUCUAUGGGAAUUUACCAAGGAAUCGCGCCUAUCUGCUGACGCAGCUACGCACGGGCCAUAAUUGGCUAUCCACCUACGCGAAGAAGUUCGGCUUCCGCGACGACGAACUAUGUGAAUGCGGAGCGCGGGAGACAGUCACCCACGUACUAUUGGAAUGCCCAAGGCUCAGAGAGCUGAGGACAGAAUUGAGAAGAAACGUUGGAGAUACGCUUAGCAGCGUGUCGAGUCUGCUGGGAGGCUCAAACGAAGGUGAGAAAGGUAAACCAGACAUCGUCUCGAGGGCAAAGACGGUUCACGCCGUAUUGGACUUUGCCGAGGCGUCACAGCGGUUUCGCAGUCGUGCGCCAUGA
Penicillium crustosum is the source of this 4983-nucleotide messenger RNA. Its product is annotated as reverse transcriptase. The coding region runs from base 1 to 4983 and encodes 1660 amino acids. The record is from RefSeq and is a predicted model, not a curated record. The transcript is spliced from 2 exons. Lineage: Eukaryota; Fungi; Ascomycota; Eurotiomycetes; Eurotiales; Aspergillaceae. Gene Ontology annotation, molecular function: RNA-DNA hybrid ribonuclease activity; nucleic acid binding; zinc ion binding.